AACUUGGUGGCACAAGCUAGGAAAAACUUGAUCCUAUUCCAGGAAUAAGAUGAGGGUUUUUAUGUUAGUUACAUUCAGAUUUAAGGUAUUUGGAAUUUAACUUGGCAGAAAUACCAAUAUGGUGCAUUGAAUGUGCCCAUUUGAAUAAAUCUGUGCACAGUCAAAAAGUUUCCCACUGGUCUGACUCACAUCCAGGACCAGGUUUUAUGGCCUUGGCUGCUGACUGUGUUUAACCAGAAGUAACUCUGUUUCUGUCCAGUACAAAUCUGAGUUUGAUCUAGCUUGCUCUGUGUGUUGCUAGCCAGUUUAUGGCACGUGGGCACCAAAAGAUUCAGUCACAACAGAAGAAUGCCAAGAAGCAGGCAGAGAUGAAGAAGUCCAAGGGUCAUGAUCAAAAGACUGCAGCCAAAGUGGCACUAGUAUUUACCUGCUCUGUGUGCAAGUCCCAGAUGCCUGACCCAAAAACUUUCAAGCAGCACUUUGAGAGCAAGCACCCCAAAUCCCCUCUUCCUCCUGAGUUAGAGGGAGUGGAGGCGUAAAUGGCCAUCCUGGAUACCAAACUCCUAAAGGCCCCGAAUCAACUCUGCACUUGACAGAAAUGGAUGAUUUUAUGUGGAUGGAUGAUUUAACCAACAUGAAGCAGUUGUCUGUCUUUUAACAUGCCAGGUUGCCUUUGAUGCAAUGCUUCCUCCCGAUCUUACAUGUUUGUACUUGUAUUUGAAUACAUGCAGGGCUACUGUAGACCUGUACGAUCAAUGAACACAGACUUGCUGCCUGGAUAUGUUGAGCAUAUGGGAGUAUUUCUUGCUGCUAGUUGCUGUACCUCUUUAUCCGAAGCUUUGGUGGAUUUAACACUUACAGACAAUAUGCCACAUGAGGUAAAAUCACUAUAUCCUCACAAAGUAUGGGUUUGGCUUGGGUGGGGCAAUUCUGACUUUGUUGCACUUAUAGCAAUGAGAAAAGUGACCUCAUUUAUUUUAAUAGUACUGUGAGUACUGAAUCAAAAGGAGGCUAUGACACCUUUUUUUUUCUAGUUUUACACACUGUAAUUCAUCCAUAGCUCUGUCUGCGCCGUUAUACUACAAUCUUUCAUUUAGAUAAACUAAUUUUGAUGUAAGAUCAUAAAAAUGUGAAACUUUGCCAGCCAUUUUCAGUCUGCUGUACAAAUUUGUUUGUUAAUAAAGUCAUAUCAUAGCCUGCCAGCAACAUUUGUAUGCUUGGAAAAUUAAUGGAUGCUCCAAUGAUAUACCAUUUUAUUAAAUCUUACUUGAUUGUA
Melanotaenia boesemani (Boeseman's rainbowfish) is the source of this 1276-nucleotide messenger RNA. Its product is annotated as zinc finger protein 706-like. The record is from RefSeq and is a predicted model, not a curated record. The transcript is spliced from 3 exons. NCBI's taxonomy places the organism in Eukaryota, Metazoa, Chordata, Actinopteri, Atheriniformes, Melanotaeniidae. Bases 309 to 539 code for a protein of 76 amino acids.